GCGAUGCCCAACAAGCACAGGUAACCUACUCAGCAGACAAAUACUGCAUUCUUGUGCUCUCUUCCAAUUUGAAAUUUGCCAGGAAAGUCCCUCUCGCUCUCGCGACCAGAAGGCUUUGCUCAUCUCACUCGAAUUUUGCUCUGGGCUGUUACUCUCGGAUGGGACCAUGGCCCCUAGGCCACAGCGGCAACGCCCAAAGAUAAGCUGGUGGACGCGAAUGAAAUGGCGAUUGCGAUCCAUGGAGAGCCCACUGGUUCUUCGAGGAACUGUUAAACGUCUUCGUCUCCACAGGUGGCCAUAUCUUGCUCUCCUUCGCCUAUGUCUACCGACUACCUCCUUAUCCUGGUCAUACGCUGUACCUGAACCCCUCCCUCCUCUAUCCCUCGUCAACGAUCCACCGCUGUGUUGGAAACGUCGAUGUGAAGGCGAUAUAAAAAAUUUGCAAGCAAUUCCCAUCUGGCGCUCUCGCGAUACACCUCUCCGCUCGCUUUAUCGUCUCUAUGAGGCAGUGAUGGGGGGAGAUGAAAUGCUGCCCGUCGUUGGAUACGAGACUGAAUACUUCUUUUACCAAGGCCGACGGGCAUGGGAACUACACCGUAUUCCUGAUCCAUGUGAUCCUGAUCCUAUUCGCUACGCGAUCCUUGCUUGUAUAGUCGAAUCGUUGCUACAUGCUAUCAACUGGCGCUUGAGCAUCGGACUAAGGAGGAAUGGUAAGCACAUUCCACCAACAAAUUAUGAUGGUGUGAACAAUCCAUACGCUCCAUAUGACCCCGUGUCUUUACCAGCAUGGACACAACGUGUUCCGCCUGUUGAUAAGCAAUAUAUUGCAAAAGUUAUGCCCGAGAGAAUGAUUGAUCCGAGAGGAAGGCUGGUGCUACAUACAGAUGCGGAGAGCGACAUCUUCGAAAAGAGAAAUAUAGUCGCAUCGGAGCAUAAAUUCUGGACCAUUUAGCUCCUGUGUAUAUUUUGGUACCUGUUCAGCCUCUUAAUCCAACGACAAGUAUUAUAUUCCGCCCAUUUCUGCCCCUUUGUGCCAGCAUCUCGUAUUAUAAGGUCGGCUACCAAAAGAUGAAAGCACUAUGAAAGAAGGAGAUGCCUAAAGAAGACACCUACAACCAUAGGGUGUUGAAGACAAGGCUUUCAAUCCACCAAGCUGUGCUUAAAGCUGCGUCCUCGGCCGGGAGCGUAUUGUUUUCGAGACUGCUAGCUCUGUUGGUGUUUUGAAAAGUCCAUCAGCCCCUCUGCUCAAGCUGAGAGAUGGAUUUCAAUAAAAUCAUAUAUCGGA
Coccidioides immitis RS is the source of this 1285-nucleotide messenger RNA. RefSeq lists its product as uncharacterized. Bases 167 to 952 code for a protein of 261 amino acids. NCBI's taxonomy places the organism in Eukaryota, Fungi, Ascomycota, Eurotiomycetes, Onygenales, Onygenaceae. The transcript has a single exon. The record is from RefSeq and is a predicted model, not a curated record.